AUGAUGCGGCGCACCGUUGCGGCGCUGGAGAAGCUCGUUAUAGUGGAGUCGCCGAACAAGGUGAUAAAGAUUGAGGGCCUUCUGAGCGACCCGAACGUCAUCCCCGACUGGUCGUUCAAGCAGGAACACCUCAAGCAUGUCGGCGUCGGCACCGAAAAGGCGGUGGCGAUGGCGACUACCGGGCACUUCAUGGGACUCAAGGAGAUCCGGUGGACCCCGCGCAGCGUUCCGGCCGUGGAGGAGGGCGACGAGCCUUUUCCACCGAAUGGGACCCUUGCCGACUUCACACUCGAGUGGCAGCUGCUUCCGGGGCGUCGCAUACAAGAAACGUUGGAGCGCUACUUGCAGGAGAAGGUAAACAACGUGACGGAGAUUAUACUUGCGACCGAUCCGGAUCGUGAGGGAGAACUCAUUGCCGUCCACGCCCUUCAGACAAUAAAACGGCUGUACCCAAAGCUCAAAGUCCCCUAUUCUCGUGCAUACAUGCACAGCAUCACAGAGGAUGGUAUUCGAAAGGCCAUGAAGGAGCGUCACAUGGAAAGGUGUGAUUAUGAUCUUGCAAAUGCCGCUGAGACACGCCACGCCAUGGAUCGAAUCUUUGGGUUUCUGGGGAGCUCUGUGGUGCGGGCUGCCAAUGCUCAAAUGCGCUCCAUUGGUCGUGUGCAGACUCCUGCGCUUAUUCUCAUAAACGAAAGGGAAGAAAAAAUUGCUUCGUUUUUGGAAAAAAACAAACCGACGUACAUUGUCGAAGCGAUGUGUCAGUUUCCAGGCGCGCACGCCACAACUUUCUCGCAGGUUGUCAGCAUCCACCCCGACCGCAAGGGGGAUUCAGCCAGCUGGAGCACCGAGGCGGAGGCGAAGCGGUGCUUGCAAGCAUGGAAGAUGAAUAGCUGCGGUGGCUUCAGCGUCCCUCAAGGGUCAGUCAUUAUCCCAUCCGAGGUGCCGCCACCGCAGCCAUUCACAAUGGCUACCGCGAUUGCAAAGGCAAACCGUCAGCUGAAGAUGAGCAGCGAGACGGUCAGCAGCUGUCUUCAGGACUUGUUCCAGCAAGGCCACAUUACUUACCCUAGAACUGAUAGCACCCGCAUUGACGACGGUGCCCUGUCUACUAUAUACGAUGCGAUCAAGAAGAAUUUUGGUAAGGAGUACCUCUACCGUCUUGAAGAUCGGGCAACAAAAGUUCAGGAGACCAAGAAGACCAAAAAGCCUGCAAAGAGAAAAUCCACCAAGCACAGCAGUGAUGUAGAGCGUCCUGUCGGAAAUGUGGAGGAUGCCCAUGAGGCUAUCCGUCCAACAAACAUUUACGCUGAUGGCAACUCUCUCUCACUACCCCCACACACAAAGGCUGUUUACGAGCUCGUGAGGAGAAAUACUCUGGCAGCCUUCAUGAUUCCCAUGAAGAGUGAGAAGAUUGCGGCGACUGUGAAGUUUACCAGCGGUAGCGGGGAGAAGCUGUGGACGCUGCUGGAAGGCAAACGUACCGCAGAGCCGGGGUGGACACGCGCAUUCCAGAAAGGUGACACCGCCUCCUCUUCUUUGGCUUCCGCCAACGCUGCCAGCACCAAUGUUGAGGACACUGAUGAUAUGACAGAGAAGGAGGGUACGCCUGNCCUCCUCUUCUUUGGCUUCCGCCAACGCUGCCAGCACCAAUGUUGA
Molecule: messenger RNA, 1656 nt
Organism: Trypanosoma grayi
Lineage: Eukaryota; Euglenozoa; Kinetoplastea; Trypanosomatida; Trypanosomatidae
Product: DNA topoisomerase IA
Exons: 1
Coding region: 1-1656 (551 amino acids)
Biological process (GO): DNA topological change
Molecular function (GO): DNA binding; DNA topoisomerase type I (single strand cut, ATP-independent) activity
Source: RefSeq, a predicted model, not a curated record